Molecule: messenger RNA, 3327 nt
Organism: Cyprinus carpio (common carp)
Lineage: Eukaryota; Metazoa; Chordata; Actinopteri; Cypriniformes; Cyprinidae
Gene: rxfp3.2b
Product: relaxin family peptide receptor 3.2b
Biological process (GO): G protein-coupled receptor signaling pathway; immune response
Cellular component (GO): membrane
Molecular function (GO): G protein-coupled receptor activity
Source: RefSeq, a predicted model, not a curated record
GUGGCACAUUGUAUCUUGAUAAGCUUAUAUUUUUAGGUAUUUGAAGCUAUAAUGUAUUUAUCCAAAACAACAUUCCUGUAUAAAACCGAAUCCAUCCGUAUCACUUUUAAAAACUUUAACAUGCAUGUAAUAUUAAGAACCACAACACGUACAAACUAGGUUUCAUUAGGCACCGCGUAUAUGUAUGCAUCCGAUAUAAAAGCGGCGCGUGCCUCAGCAGCAGGCGGACGCACGUCAUGCUCAUCGGAGUAUAAAAGAAUGUGCGCGCGCUGCAGAGCGCACAGAGGUGCGCGCGAGAGAGCCACUGAUGAGACGGCGCUCUCGCAGCCGGUGAAGUGAUUGCACAUGCCGGUGGUCACAAAUAACUUGAGGUAAAUUACAUGAAUGGAUUCGUUUCUCCCUUUGCAUCAUUUCACCAUGACAACGGACUGAGUGGAAGCCUGCCAUGGAGAGGAAUAAUACCACACAAACUCUGGAGUUGGGAGAAUGUGAGCACGCACUGGACACCAGCGUGGUGCUGGACAAUUGUACAGAUGCUGCCAGCGGGAACCUGUCUUUACGUUGCUGGCUACAUUUGUUGACAAAGGAGUCUAGUUCAACAUUACAAGGUGAUGGGUCUAGUUUGGCUGUGCGUGUGAUGAUCGCCCUCAUUUAUUCAGUGGUGUGCGCUCUGGGGCUUGUAGGCAACUCUCUGGCGCUCUACCUGCUGCAUUCGCGCUAUCGGCAGAAGCAGUCAUCUAUCAACUGCUUUGUGAUGGGUCUGGCUCUAACUGAUGUGCAGUUCGUCCUAACCCUACCGUUUUGGGCCGUAGACACAGCAUUGGACUUCCGCUGGCCAUUUGGCAAAGUUAUGUGCAAAAUCAUCAGCUCGGUCACCACUAUGAACAUGUACGCCAGUGUAUUUUUCCUGACUGCGAUGAGCGUGGCCAGGUACUAUUCCAUUGUGUCCUCGUUGAAGAUGCACAGUCGCCGAGCGGCGGCGGCUGCGGCCAAGUGGAUCAGCUUGGGCAUUUGGGUCGUCUCCCUGAUAGCAACUCUCCCACAUGCAAUUUAUUCCACGAUAGCCCAAGUUGCGCCAGAUGAGGAGCUGUGCUUAGUCCGCUUCCCUGAAACGGGAAGCUGGGACCCGCAGUUGCUGCUAGGACUGUACCAGUUGCAAAAGGUCCUGCUUGGGUUUUUGAUCCCACUGGUGGUGAUCACUGUUUGCUAUCUCUUACUUCUAAGAAUUGUUCUAAGCCGUAGGAUUAGCGGCGUGGCUGGCUCCGAAAGUGAGCAGGGGCGGCACAAGCGGCGCUCGAAGGUUACCAAAUCAGUUGUGAUCAUCGUCCUGUCGUUCUUUUUGUGUUGGUUGCCCAAUCAGGCCCUGACUCUGUGGGGCGUCCUUAUUAAGUUUGACCUGGUGCCCUUCAGCAAGGCCUUCUACAAUGCCCAGGAAUAUGCUUUCCCGCUGACUGUGUGCUUGGCCCACACAAACAGUUGCCUCAACCCAGUGCUCUAUUGCCUGAUCCGUCGCGAAUUCCGGGCCGGACUUAAAGAACUCCUGCUGAGGGCCACGCCGUCCUACCGAAGCCUUGCCCGGUUGCUCCCACGCAAGGCCAAAGUAGCCGAGGCACCUCCUGUACUGGUGCUUGUGCAGAUGGAUGUUUGAAAAAAGCGGCUCCUUCACGUUCAUCUUGGUUUUUGAUUGACAGGACGAAGCAGGCGUGAGGAACGUCCUUUGGGAGCUGCCCCACUUUCCCUUCCGCUCGUUCAGAAACACUUGUGCGCAUUUGUCUUUCUCUUUCAACUUCCACGUACCUUUUGACGCACAGCGGCUUUCACAUGCACCUCCGGUCAUCAGAGCCCUUGGGAAUUCAGGACCCAUUCACCUUUGUUUGCUUUGCUGCAUAUUAGUGGCAUAACUUAAGGAUUUUUUCUCCGAGACAUCUUUCCAGGGAGCGAUAAAUUAUCCAUGUGUGUUUUUCAGGCUUUGAAAAAAGAAGAAGAAGAAAAAAAAAUUUGAGCUGUAGAGGGGUCUAGUCUUCUCUCAUUUUGUGAGAUAUAAAAAAAUAUAUAUGUGGGGGACCACUGGUUAAACCAUCAAUCAUUCAAUACACUGUCAAUUAUGAUUUUACUUGCAGUUGUGUAGAAUUUUAUGAAGUUUCACAUUUUGAUUUGUCUUUCAAUGUAUUUACAUUUUAUAUUGUACAAAAAAACUAAACUAAUAAAAUACCUAACUAUGUAGUUAACUAACAAAAUGAUAAUUUUGUGAAUUAACAUUGACCAUUCAAACUGUGCAAGUGAUGAUGAUUGAAAGAGAAUCUGUUUUCAAUUUGACCUAUAACUGUUUCCAAUUCAUUUAAAUUAGUAUUAAACCAUAUAUAUAUAUACACACCACAAUAGAUUAGCAUAUUUAAACCAUUAAGGGAUAGUUCACUUAAAAAAUACAUUUUGUCAAUUUACUCACCCUCAUAUUGUUUCAAAUAAACUCCACACCCAGAAAACAGUAAAGGAGAUAUUUAGCAGAAUGUUCAAGCUGCUCUCUUCUUCACACUGUAAACAAACAUUAUUUUCAAUGACUUCUUAAGUCAUUUGAAAACUUCUGUGAGGAACGGCCUGUAAUUUAGGUCAGUAUGCAUUUAAAAAUCUCUCCUGAGAUCUCCUGAGUAGUCACCAUUCACUUUCAUUGUAUGAAAAACAGCAGCUUGGACAUUCUGCUAUAAAUCCUUUUGUGUCAAACAGGUUUUGAAAGACGUGAGGUGGAGUAAAUAACAGAAAGUGCUCGCUGAAAUCUUUCUUAUGUUGGCUAUAUCCUCAGGGACUUCAUCAAAAAAUACAGCUUUGGCAUAAAAUAUCUUUGUAGUAAUAUACUGUAUAAUAAAUCAUUUUCAAAUACCCAUUCCUAAGCCAUCAAACAGAAUAAAACAUUCAAUCUGAGAUAAUUAGUUUUAUGGGUUUAUUGACAACAAAAUGUAAGGCAAAGUUAAAGAGCGUUUACUCAUUAAUGACAUUAUUUAUUUAUUUUUAUUUACAUUUGUCAUUUAUUUUUUCAGCCUAAAUAUAUUCUUGCAUCAUUUCACAGUCAAUAUACAUUACAAUGCCAUUGCAGGCUUUGAGGCUUUAGUGAUUUGGUACCUUCUAAUACACACACUUGCACAUGCAUUGCACGCAGGGAGAAUAUCUUCUAGUAAAACGAUUUUAGCCUGGCAUCAUUAAUCAUUAGUCCUGCAAUCUUCUGAAACUCUUCUAAGGACAUUGUUCUUCUGACUGAACAUUUUCAGAUGAGACAGAUUUGACAAUUUAAGGCACUUUCGAUGGUUUAUCUCCUCAAUGAAAAUCAGGUCAUGA